UCUCUAGUGUUUAUGUAUUCUUAGUAGUCCGCUUCAGAAUAUUUUGAGGCGGAGUAAUUACAUUUCUUCACAUUUUUUCGACAUCUUUACAACAGAUAUUGGACUGCAUUCCAGCCAAUCGCAGCGCUCGUUUUCACAGGUUUUCGGACUAUCAGUGCUGAGACAAGAUCAGGUCGAAUUUUUUUUCAAGUUAUUCAAGGUUAUCCAAUAGUACGUGUAUUAAUAUAGAAUAAGUGGUUUGUUGUGGCUUAGAUGAUUUAAAUACGAAUCAAUCUCCCUCAAAGUAUAAAAAAUACGCACAAUGAAUAAUUAAUUGGACGCCAAUUCUUCAUUGAAAAAUCAAAAUAUUGAGCUUGUGAUCAAACCACGAGAAUUAAAGUUGACCAGUGAUGAGGGAUUUAUGGCUUAUUCGUUAUUUGAUCAUCAGUGUUUGCCAAGACACAUAACCACAACAAACCUCAGCUAAGGUGAUCUAAAAACGAUAUACGGACGUUAAUUUAUCACUAUAAUCAUAGCCGRUUGAUCAGUGGAGWCCGUUGUACUGCAAAAAGAGUUUAAGUACUCGAUUGACUAGCUUUCAAGCUUUAAAGAUACACCAAAAUAACUAACARGUUGAAGAAAUGGCGGACAAAAGCAAGCUGACAAAAAGAGUGUCCUUUCUUGAAAAUUGGACUAAGAKCUUUGAAGAUAGCCCUCAAGAGGAUCUUGCGUUAAUUGAUGAUGACUGCGAAAAGGAGAUAGAUGAACGCUGUGAAAGAAUAAAUCAAAUGCUUCUUAGGCCCAAGUUUCAAUUCUCUGAACUUMAGGCAACUGAUUCGGAAUCGGAUGGGUAUGACACAGAUGAAGAUGAUGAAAUGAAAAGCAAAAAGAAUUAUUGUCAAGACAACUGUAAAGAUAUCUAUUUGAAAUAUUGCCAUGACUUCAACGUUGUCCCAGCAUCAAUUUUUACAAGAAUGUGUAACACUUCUUCAAUURAUCUCAAACAUUACGGUCUCGGAGYUAAAGGAGCUCKUGCUGUUGCCAAGGCGAUGCARUAUAACCAAACAGUUGAAGAAUUGAAUCUCCAUGACAACAGUAUCGRGGAAGAAGGCAUGAAGGCAAUAUGUGACAUGAUGGCAACCAACUUGUGGAUUACUAAGCUAGAUUUAUCUGGAAAUACAGUUGGUAAAAAAGGGCAUGARCAACUGGCAAACAUGGUGAAACAUGCUAUAAUGUUAAAGAGUUUGAAUCUGUCUCGGUGUAAAAUUCACGGUAUYGGCGCUCAGAUUCUUAUUUCAGCUCUGUCUGAUAAUCAUAGGCUUGAAAGGUUAGACUUGUCUAACAAUGAAAUCGGUGAUGAAGGAUCUGUAAGUUUUGACGAGGUGCUUUCCAAGAACUGUUCUCUAAAAUACCUUGAUGUUAGCUUCAAUUGUAUCAGUUUCCUUUGUGCCGAGSCUUUYUGUARUGGCCUGAGCAGCAACAAGUCCCUGASAGAACUUAGUCUUGCGUGGAACGGACUGGGAGAUGUUGGUGCGGCUUACAUAAGCAAAGUACUAGAUCGYAACAAAACACUCAAAAUUCUCGACCUUGUGCAUAAUCACAUCUCAAUCGMUGGGAUAGAAAGCAUAGCGAAGUCUCUUCAGCACAACACGUCUCUCGAAGUAUUGAAGAUUGGCAGAAACCCAUAUUUGGCGCAUGGUGCAAGAGUCAUUAUCCAGUCAUUGAGAGAAAACCCAAGCACUUCACUACGCGAGCUCGCUCUGGAGGGCAUUGCUAUUGAUAGCAGCUGUGAAGCGCAACUCUCUUCCUUGAUGACCAUAAAGCCAGACCUUGUAUGCAAGUGGAAUGGUAGUGUCCGAGGAGGAGCGGUGAUCGAAGGAGAGCAAGCAUUACCAACAGAACUUUACCUAAAGGCCAUCAAUUCCCAAGGAUUUCGUUUGCUUGAUUUUUUCAGAUACCUAACAAAGGAUGGUACUUUGCUCACUAAAGAGGAGUUCAUUCAUGGAAGCAAAAGACGGAACUUUCCAUUUGGUGUUAAAGAGCUAACCGGCUUGUUUGACUAUCUGGAUACCAAACACGAGGGGAGUAUUUCCUAUGAAGAAUUCUUGUUCGUAAAAAAUGAUCAAAGGCAAGCAAAGUUGAAGCAAAAGAGAAAGAGCAUGUCUUGUUACCCAGAAAGUCCAAUCCCACAAUUUCAAAGGCUCAUUCUUAGUUGACUUAGGACUAAGGUACACUGGCCGUCAUAAAGUAUAGCGACUGACUUGGUUAGGUUUGGUUAGGUUUGGCUAGGUUUGUUAUAAUSUUGUAUUCAGCGUACACAAAUAAAUCAAACAUUCCAAAAA
This is a messenger RNA of Exaiptasia diaphana, 2321 nucleotides long. RefSeq names its product leucine-rich repeat-containing protein 74B-like. The record is from RefSeq and is a predicted model, not a curated record. Lineage: Eukaryota; Metazoa; Cnidaria; Anthozoa; Actiniaria; Aiptasiidae. The transcript has a single exon. Gene Ontology annotation, molecular function: protein binding. Bases 621 to 2195 code for a protein of 524 amino acids.